Molecule: messenger RNA, 1107 nt
Organism: Aspergillus homomorphus CBS 101889
Lineage: Eukaryota; Fungi; Ascomycota; Eurotiomycetes; Eurotiales; Aspergillaceae
Exons: 5
Coding region: 1-1107 (368 amino acids)
Source: RefSeq, a predicted model, not a curated record
AUGUCGCAGAAGCCCAUCUUUGUGGCUACUCACCCGCGGGCAUGUUCCACGGCCUUUGAGCGAGUCUUCAUGACUCAGCGGGAUACCAUUCAGUGUGUCCACGAGCCGUUUGGCGAUGCCUUCUACUAUGGACCGGAGCGGUUGUCGACCAGAUUCGCCGACGACGAACAGGCCCGUCUGGACAGCGGAUUCAGCCAGUCGACGUUCAAGACCGUCCUGGAUCGCAUCGAGCGCGAAUCAUCUGAGAUACUUACCGACGAGCAGGGCAAGCGCAUCUUCAUCAAGGACAUAAUCCACUACCUCCUGCCACCGCACGGCCAACCCGCCAGCAUCGCGCCGUCCCUGCACCGCAUCAAGCGCGGCGUCGGCACGGAGACGGAGACGACCGGCGCGGUCGGCCCCAACGGCGAGGAGAAGGAAGUGCAACCUUCCCCAUACCCGUACGCGACGGCAGCAGAACCCGGCAACCCGACCGUGAUGCCACGGGCGCAGCUCUCGGAGUUCCACUUUGCGUUCCUGAUCCGCGACCCGCAUUACAGUGUACCGUCGUACUACCGGUGCACAAUCCCGCCGCUGGACGCGGUGACGGGAUUCCAGAACUACGACCCGUCGGAGGCCGGGUACGACGAGCUGCGGCGGACGUUCGACUACCUGCGGGCGACGCACCUGGUCGGGCCGCGGGUGGCGACGCGCGACGAUCUGACCGAGCACGAGCACGACUCGUCAGCUUCGUCGUCGCGGCCCGAGGGGGUGGAGAUCUGCGUCGUCGACGCAGACGACAUGCUGAAUAACCCUGCGCCGAUGAUCGAGGCGUUCUGCCGCAGCGUCGGGCUGAAGUAUGAUCCGUCGAUGCUGUGCUGGGACACGGAGGCGGACCAUGCGCAUGCGCGCGCUGCGUUCGAGAAGUGGAGGGGCUUUCAUAACGAUGCGAUCGAGUCUAAGGGCUUGGUGGGCCGGAAACAUCCCCGCGCCCAAAAAUCCGAAUCCGAGUUCGACGCCGAAUGGCUAGAGAAAUACGGCCCCGAAGGUGCCGCCCUGAUCCGCAAGACCGUCGACGCCAAUAUGGCCGAUUAUCUGCAUCUGAAGAGAUUCGCCAUGAAGGUCUAA